CUCUCCGCUCUCGUCGUCUCUCAUCAAAGCGGAUUUCCCGGGUCCCUUGUUUCAGGUAAUAUUUGAACGUGGUUUAACUUGUCGCCAUGGGAACCGUUGUCGAUGCUGCAAUCAAGGAGGCAAAUGGAAGUGCAACUGAGAAGAAACCUUCAGUUGUGUUUGUCCUGGGUGGCCCGGGCAGUGGAAAGGGUACCCAGUGUGCCAAUAUUGUCGAACAUUUUGGGUAUACGCAUCUGAGUGCUGGAGACCUUCUUAGAGCCGAAAUCAAAUCGGGUUCUGAAAAUGGAACCAUGAUCCAGAAUAUGAUUAAAGAGGGAAAGAUUGUGCCUUCUGAGGUUACAAUUAAGCUUCUUCAGAAAGCAAUGCAAGAAAAUGGGAACGAAAAAUUCCUUAUUGAUGGCUUCCCUCGUAAUGAGGAGAAUCGAGCAGCUUUUGAAAAUGUCACAAAGAUUGAGCCGAAGUUUGUCUUAUUUUUUGAUUGUUCUGAAGAAGAGAUGGAGAGGCGUCUGUUGAAUAGAAACCAGGGAAGAGAUGAUGACAACAUUGAGACUAUAAGGAAGAGAUUUAAGGUUUUUCUGGAAUCUAGCCUGCCGGUGGUGAAGUACUAUGAAGCUAAGGGGAAAGUUCAGAAGAUUGAUGCUGGGAAGCCUGUGGAAGAGGUGUUUGAAGCGGUUAAGGCCAUCUUUGCUCCUGAGCACGACAAGGUUGCAGCAGCAUAAGAACCAGAAGCAGACGGAUCAAAGGAAGAUUUAUCGUAUCGGUCAGGUGUCGGUGUGCUUCUUUUCUUACCAUUUUUUGUUUGUUUGGUGUUUUUAUAAAAAUAACCAUAAUUGCUAUACCAUAUAUUCUAUAUUAUUAUACCAAAAAUUAUACUACCAGUCAUCACCCCCUAAUAAGAGCCCAAGUAACUGUUUGUUAUUCUUAAAAAUUUUAAAUUUUUGGUAUGCGGUGGGACCAUGAUUUGGUG
This is a messenger RNA of Tarenaya hassleriana, 967 nucleotides long. Its product is annotated as UMP-CMP kinase 3-like. The transcript is spliced from 10 exons. NCBI's taxonomy places the organism in Eukaryota, Viridiplantae, Streptophyta, Magnoliopsida, Brassicales, Cleomaceae. Gene Ontology annotation, biological process: 'de novo' pyrimidine nucleobase biosynthetic process; UDP biosynthetic process; CDP biosynthetic process. The record is from RefSeq and is a predicted model, not a curated record. Gene Ontology annotation, cellular component: cytoplasm; nucleus. The coding region runs from base 87 to 719 and encodes 210 amino acids. Gene Ontology annotation, molecular function: UMP kinase activity; ATP binding.